AAAAAAAAGAAAAUGACUUCGGAUGUUGUUGAGGAACCAACUGUGGUGGAAGAGGAGGAAUAUAUAUACGUACCUCAAAUUAUUCAGAAAUUAGUUACUGAUUUUGCAUUGCACGGAGGGUUUAUAAAAGUCAACGAUUGCCAUAUUGAUCCAGACAAACGCAUUUUAUACAUGUAUCGUAAAACCGAGGAAGGUAUUCCCAACUUUGAUCUCCCCGAGCAGGCCGACCUUGAAAUGCCCAAUUAUUUUUUAAUUGGAAUGACAACAGGAAAUUUUCUUCACUCAAUAACAACCAUUUCAAAAAAGUUAUUUGUACCACUCUUUCAAAAAUCAUUUAUGGAGCCAGGUGUAAAGAAGAUUACUGCCGCAAAUAAGCAUAGGAGAUCAACAUUUGACGAAAAGACUGGUCAAAAACAACAAUCACUAAGCAAAAGAAUAUCACUGAAGUCUCAACAGCAGUUGUCGUCACUGCAGGAAAAAAUAUUACAUGCUGAUGAAAGGGAUAAUAUUGAUUCCAAUACCAUACCAAUUAGAAGUGAACUUUUGGGUGAGGUUGAAGGGCUCAUAUCUGCUUUAGAUUGGGUUAGCGAUCAUGUGGAAGAUGAACUUGAUUUACCGAUGACGGAUUUAACCGAUAUACUCUAUUCGGGUCGCACUGAUGAGGAGCUGAUUCGAGAUCCUAGUGUAAUUGCUAAUUUGGAGGAAGUUGUAAUGGGUUGGGAGAGACACAUUCUCAAGCUUAUAGAAAUUUACUUGGCAAAGACACCCGCAGGUAACGGUCCCCUGCCAGAAUUCGAAUAUUGGCAUGAGAGGGAAACAGCAUUCAGUUCAAUUGUAGAACAGCUGAAGAAACCCACUUUGAUACGAAUUAGCAAUAUUUUGGAAAUAGCCAGAUCACCUGUUAUAGAUGGUUUCAUCCAUUAUCAGGUUGACUUGAAAAGACAUUAUCUGGAGGCAAAGGAUAAUGUUAAAUUUUUGUCGACAAUCAAAAGGCAUUUAAAGACAAUUACAUUUGGGACAGAUUUUCAAAAAAUUAUAAACUGCAUUCCUCUGUUGAUAGAAGGUUUGCAUUUAAUUUGGGUUUUAUCAAGGUAUUAUAACAGCGAUGAAGUUAUGGUACCUUUUAUGGAAAAAAUUGCUUGGUGUCUAUUGGAUAAGGUGCGAAAGAGGCUUAAUAACGAGAUGUUGUUUAGAAAACCUAUCAGCGAAGUGCAAAAAUUAACGUUAGAUGCUGAAACUAUGCUGGAAACAUGGAAAAGUACUUAUAUGGAAACUAGGCAAAAAAUUGAGGAUUCCGGUAAAGGGGAGCGCUGGGAAUUCGAUAGGAAAAGAUUAUUUGCAGCUUCGGAUUAUAUGGCAACGGUUUGCAAGGACUUAUAUGAAGUAGCUACGGUAAUUUAUCACUUUAAAAAUAUAUUUGGAGCUGAACUAAGGGCUAUCGUCAGCGAUCCCCAAAGCAUCGACAAUGUAGCAAAGCGAGUUGACAGACUUGUGGUUCAAAUCGAAAACACAGACUUUGAUAUAUUUGAUGCGAACAGUAAGGAAAACUGGGAAGCCAUUAUGGAAUUGUUCCGUAAGGAAGUCCAUAAAUUAGAACUUGAAGGGGUUAAUUUUAUAGAUCAGAGUUUUAAAAUGAUAAGAUCUUCCGAAGGUGCUUUAGAAAUGCUUCUGAAAUUCAAGCACAUUGAAACGCGUCAACUGAUACAAAAUAAGUUGAUGUUAAAAUUUGAUGUGAUAUUAGAUCAGUAUAUGAAGGAGCUGUUAGCCGUCGAAGACCACUUUACGCGGAAUAAGCGACAUCCCGUUCUAUGUAGAAAUAUGCCUCCCCAUGGUGGUGCCAUCUACUGGGUGCGACUUUUAUAUUUUAAACUGAAGCGACCCAUUUUGAAAUUUCAAAAAGUUGAGGAGUUGAUGCAGUCUCACAUGAAAAAUCAAGUUUUCACAGCAUAUUUGAAGCUUGCCAAAGAAUUGAAAGCUUACGAGCAGGGUAAACUGGAAGAGUGGUUGGAAAUGUUUGGACCCACGAUGGAACGAGCGAUGCAGAUGGAUAUACUGAAGCUUGCCAAUUCAAGUAAAAGGAAGGAAGGCAUCAAGCCUAAUAAAAUCGCUAGAUCUGCUAGUUUUACUCCAAUUCAGAAAAGUGCAAAGAUGCCAAGGCCAUCGAGUAAAACCGGUUCCACCAAAUCUGUCACUUCUAUUAUGGAACGAAUCACUUUGAAGCACCUCACCUGGCACGAGAUCAUGGGUAAUUCAACAGUGGCAGAUUUGGGAAUGCAGUUUGAGUUAAAUUUUGACAACAGUUUAUGGAGUUGUUUCCAGAGUGUGGAAAUCCUGGAGACCCUACAGUUUAAUUUACCGGAGAAUAUCAGAAUGGUAGCCAUUAGAAAAGAAAAACUACAGAAGUGCAUAAAUGAGGUGGAAUCCAUGGUUAAUCAGUACACUGACCUAAUAGACAAACUAAGUGACCCACAAAUGUAUCUGUUAAGAGACAAUUUACGGAAUGUCGAGCUGCAUAUACAACCGGGGUUGAUGAGAAUUAAAUGGUCUUCUCUGGGCAUCACCGAAUAUGCAGAAGAGUGUACGUCUCUAAUAACGAAUUUGCAGACUUUGUACAUUCAAAUCGAACACAUAGAAAAAGAUCUACAUAAAAGAAUAAGAACUUUGGCUAAUUGCAACUUAUUUGAUUUUGUAACUGUGGAGGAAAAUCCAGCGAGGUUGAGCUGCAAAGAUUUCUUCAAAGUGAUGACAGACAUUCGCACAGAGAAAAUAUCAAAACUAAUGAAGGUGUACGAAUCGUUCAGUCCUAUACUCAUCAAGCUGGAAGUCAUGGUCUUGAGUACUAACACAGGAAAAGCUCCCGCUAUGGCGCCAUAUUAUUUGUUCUGGGAAACAGAAAUAUACAAGGCAUUUAUACACAUGGUUAUCAGAAAUUUUGAAACUUUGAUUUCUAAAAUAGAUAAAAAGGAACUUCUCUUUCAAGUCGAUGCUGUGGUAGUAAUGCCAGAGGUAGUGUUGAGACCUAGUGCACCUGAAAUCUAUAACUUCAGUAUAAAAAAUGCUAAAGAUUUUUUAAAUAGAUUGACGCUGUUCCCGAGGUGGUUAAAUGAAUCAUGUAUAAUGUGCCAUCCAAUCAAAGUUUCAAAUGAAGAGGAAUUUUUAUAUUCCUUUUAUGAGGAAAUCCUAAAAGUGCAUGAUGUGGUAGAAGUCAUAGGAAGAGUAUCCGAAUAUGUUCAGAAAAUCAUUGCAGUUGUUAGUAAAGAAUUACAGAAGUGGAAAAAGUACAGGAGUUUGUGGUCGUUUGAAAAAGUCUCUACAUGCGAAAAAUUUAUAUCAAAGAAUACUUCUCUAUCCAUGUACGAUGACAAAUUUAUGUUUUAUAAUGAUAUUGUUACACAUAUAAGAACUCGCAAUAGCUAUAUUGACGCAGAGUGUAUCAGAUUAAAUUUGGCACCAUUAUUUGACAUAAUAGAAUUCCAUUGCAAUGAAUGGAAAACAACUUUUGGAAAUUUACUUGAUACAGCGACUAAAACUACUAUGGACGAAAUGAAAGAAAAAAUUGAUAAUCUAAAAAUUUUGGUGCGUCGAAACAUUAAAGGUUUAGAUAGAUUUAAGGCUAUUAUGCAAGCCAUAGCCACAAUUCAGAAAAGUAAUAUAAACGCCGAAUUGGACUACUUGAGCUUUCAGCAGAUUUACGGGAUUUUGCGUCAACACAAGAUAGAUUUUCCACCAGAACAUGAAGAAAUGGCUUAUAGACUGCAGAAGGAAUGGAAAGAGCUGCUUCUAUCUGCCUUGUACCGAGAACAGACACUCGAAGCUACUAAAGAAAGAUUUGCAAUUUUAACAUUAAAUGAGAUUAACGAGUUUUGUGACAUGCUUGCAGAAUUUCUUGACAAAUAUGAAAUUGAAGGACCUGGAGCUGUUGGGGAAGAUCUGGAUGCUGGUGUGAAAUUGAUGGAUGAUUAUAGAGAACAGUUUGCAACUUUAGAGAAUCGUCGCAUCGAAUUGGUCAAUGCAGAAAGUUUGUUUGAUAUUCCUUUAGCAGAUUACUCCAAUUACUUAAAAGCUAAAACUGAUUUUGAGGGUAUGGAGGUAUUGUACAAACAGUAUAAAUCUUUAAAGCAUGCUCGGGAAGUAUGGGGUAAAACAUUGUGGGCAAAUUUAAAUCCUCAAGCAUUAGUAGAUGGUAUUGAUGGUUUUCUAAAAGAAUAUAGGAAGCUACCUAAGGAGAUAAAGUUGCUUUCUGUUGGUCUAACCCUUGAACUGAAAAUGAAGCAAUUUAGAAAUGUGGUGCCUCUAAUGGUGGCCUUGAAAAAUGAGGCAUUAAGGGAGCGCCAUUGGAAGCAACUUAUGGUUAAAACAGGCAGGGAAUUUGACAUGUCACCGGACCGAUUUACUUUGGAUAACAUGUUUGCCAUGGAGUUACAUCGGUAUCAGGACAUUGCGGAAGAAAUUAUUAACAAUGCUAUAAAAGAAUUGAGUAUAGAAAAAGGAGUAAAGGAAAUAGCAGAAGUGUGGGCCACGAUAAGUUUCCUUGUUCACAAGCAUAUGAAAGGCAAUGAAGAUCGUGGGUUCAUAAUCGGUGCAACAGAAGAUAUUAUGCAAGUUCUUGAGGAUAACUCAAUGAAUCUUCAAAGUAUGGCCGGAUCUCAGUUUGUAGGGCCCUUUCUCCCUCAAGUUCAGAAAUGGGAGAAAAGUUUAGCUAACAUCGGAGAAGUUAUAGAUGAGUGGUUAUCUGUUCAAAGGAAGUGGUUGUACUUAGAAGGAAUUUUUGUUGGAGGAGAUAUUAGGGCACAACUUCCUGACGAAGCCAGGAAAUUUGAUGACAUAGAUAAAUCUUUCCGGAAAAUUAUGUUAGAAACCGCCAAGAGACCAAAUGUAUUGGAGUGCUGUAGUGCGGCGGGACGAUUAGAGGAAUUUCUGGGACUAGGGUAUGGUUUAGACAGAUGUCAGAAGUCCUUGAAUGAUUAUCUCGACUCCAAGAGAAGACGAUUUCCAAGGUUUUACUUUAUAUCAACUGAAGAACUUCUAUCGAUAUUGGGAAGUAGUGAUCCCAACGUAGUGCAAGAUCACAUAAUAAAAAUGUUUGAUAAUAUAAAAUCAUUACGAUUUAAUUUAGAUAACCAGGAACGUACCAUAUGUACAGCUAUGAUAUCUGCAGAACGUGAGAUUAUGGAUUUUAGAAACCCAGUUCUCAUAGAGGGUAAAGUAGAAGAAUGGAUGAACGAAGUUCUUAAAGAGAUGCAACGUUCAAACAGGUUUAUCACAAAAAGUGCUAUUUUCUACUAUGGAAAGAUCAGAAGACCGAGAGCGCAAUGGAUGUUAGAAUAUCAAGGCAUGAUUUGUUUAGCAGGUAGUGGGGUUUGGUGGACAGCAGAGGUUGAAAACGUUUUCUCUAAGAUCAAAAAAGGAAAUAAAAGAGCAAUGAAGGAGUAUUUAGAACAGCUCAAUAAACAGUUAGAUGAGAUCGUACUAACAGUUAGAGCUGAAUUGAGUUCCAAUGACAGGAAAAAAUUUAGAACGAUAGCGAUUGUUGAGGUCCAUGCAAGAGAUAUAGUAGAAGGUUUUGUUAGAGAUAGUGUUACUGAUGCUCAGGAAUUUGAAUGGGAAAGUCAGCUGAGGUUUUAUUGGAUCAACCAACUGGAUAAUCUGUGGGUAACACAGUGUACUGGAUCUUUUGAAUAUGGCUACGAAUAUAUGGGAUUAAAUGGUAGACUUGUCAUUACUCCAUUGACGGACAGAAUUUAUCUAACAAUCACCCAAGCACUGAUAAUGCAUAUGGGUGGAGCUCCCGCUGGUCCGGCUGGCACUGGGAAGACAGAAACUACCAAAGAUUUAGCUAAAGCAAUGGCAUUACUUUGUGUUGUCACAAAUUGUGGAGAAGGGAUGGACUUUAAGGCAAUCGGUACAACACUGGCAGGUUUGGCCCAAUGUGGUGCUUGGGGAUGUUUUGAUGAAUUCAAUAGGAUUGAUAUAUCUGUGUUGUCCGUCAUAUCUACUCAACUACAAACUAUUAGAAGUGCUCUAUUAAUGAAAUUGGAACGUUUCACUUUUGAAGGUGUAGAAAUAGCAUUAGAUUCCAAAGUUGGAAUAUUCAUUACUAUGAAUCCUGGAUAUGCUGGCAGAACAGAAUUACCAGAAUCAGUUAAAGCACUUUUUAGACCCGUUGUUUGUAUUGUACCUGACUUGGAAAUGAUUUGUUUGAUUUCUUUGUUUUCUGAUGGAUUUUUAGAAGCAAAAGUUCUGGCUAAGAAGAUGACAGUGCUAUAUAAGUUAGCUCGAGAACAACUUUCAAAACAGUUUCAUUAUGACUGGGGACUUAGGGCUCUCAAUUCUGUUUUACGAAUGGCUGGUGUCUUGAAAAGGGCAUCUCCUGACAUAAAAGAAGCCUUGGUCCUUAUGAGAGCUUUGCGAGAUAUGAAUCAUCCCAAAUUUGUAUAUGAGGAUGUACCCUUAUUUUUGGGAUUGAUUCGUGAUCUUUUCCCUGGAAUGGAUUGUCCAAGAGUAGGUUAUCCAGACUUUAAUGCUGCUGUAGAGACGGUGCUUGCGACAGAUGAAUAUAUUGUGUUACCAUAUCAGGUGGAUAAAGUUGUACAAAUGUAUGAGACGAUGAUGACGAGGCAUUCAACCAUGUUAGUGGGACCGACAGGUGGAGGCAAAACUGUUGUAAUUCAAACUUUAGCGAAAGCUCAAAACUUAAUGGGAUUGCCAACAAAGAUAUUUACUUUGAAUCCCAAAGCUUGUUCGGUAAUCGAGCUUUAUGGUAUUUUAGAUCCGUUAACACGUGAUUGGACAGAUGGUCUCUUAUCGAAUAUAUUUAGAGAUAUGAAUAAGCCCACAGAAAAACAAGAAAGGCGAUACAUUCUAUUUGAUGGAGAUGUCGAUGCAUUAUGGAUAGAAAACAUGAAUUCUGUAAUGGAUGAUAACAAACUGUUAACUUUAGCCAAUGGUGAGAGGAUUAUGUUGCAACAACCAGUCUGCGCUUUGUUAUUUGAAGUUGGGGAUUUGCAGUAUGCUUCUCCAGCCACUGUUUCUAGGGCUGGUAUGGUGUAUGUCGAUCCUAAAAAUUUAGGAUUUCAACCAUAUUGGGACAGAUGGGUUUCCAGAAGAAAGCAUGUGCCUGAGAGAGAAGCUUUCCAGGAGCUAUAUGAAAAGUUUAUACCAGAUAUAAUGGCUUACGUUUUAGAAGGAGUUUUAGGAACAAAACAAGUUAACCCUUUGAAAACAGUUAUCCCACAGACUGGAUUAAAUAUGAUUACUCAGAUGUGUUUCAUGAUUGAUGCAAUUUACCCACAGAACAUUGAAGAUGUUCGAGAUCCAGAGGAACCAGCAGAUCAGGAUUUAUUGACAACAAUUUUUAUUACUGCCAUCUAUAAUUCAAUUGGAGCUGCCUUAUUAGAUUCUGGUAGGAAGGAUUUUGACGAAUUUGUCAAAUCAUUAAUUACAAUGUUAAACGGGGAUGACACUAUCGAUAAUAAAUGUGAUUUGAGACACAUUCCAAAUGCAUUCCCUUCAUUUUAUGAUUAUUUUCUUGAUAUUAAGGAGAGAGUUUGGGUUGCUUGGGAAUGGUUGGUGCCAGAGUAUAUACAUGACCGAGAAAAAAGGUUCUCUGAGAUAUUAGUACCAACCGUUGAUACAAUACGAACCACUUACUUACUUCAGUUAAUGAACCAAAUAAGGAGACCGAUCAUAUUGAUAGGAGAAACGGGGACAUCGAAAACUGCUAUUAUUCAAGACUUUUUACGAAAUUUGGAUCCAGAAAUAUACAUUUUAUUAAAUAUUAAUUUCUCAUCGAGAACUUCUUCAAUGGAUGUACAAAUGAAUUUAGAAUCUUCGGUAGAAAAACGAACAAAAGAGAUUUAUGGACCUCCUCUAGGAAAGAAAUUGGUCUGUUUCAUGGAUGACAUGAAUAUGCCACAGGUUGAUGAGUAUGGAACACAGCAACCCAUCGCUCUCCUUAAGUUAUUAUUUGAAAAGGGAGGAUUUUAUGAUAGAGGCAAAGAUCUUAAUUGGAAAAUUCUUAAAGACAUAUCAUACUUUGCAGCAAUGGGUGUUGCAGGGGGUGGUCGAAAUGAAGUUGAUCCCAGAUUUAUGUCCAUGUUCACUGUUAUAAAUUUAGUAUUUCCAUCUGUAAAUACUCUGAAGCAUAUAUAUACAUCAAUUUUAUCUGGGCAUCUUUCAAUAUUCGAUGAAGAGGUUCAAAUUGCUUCUACUCUAAUGGGUAUAACCUUAAAUUUGUACAGUACAAUAAUUAUUCAACUACCUCCAACACCCAGUAAAUUUCAUUAUAUUUUUAAUAUGAGAGACUUAUCAAGAAUAGUAGCUGGACUGUGCAUUACAACUCCUCAGUUUUUCAAAACCGUGCCUCAAAUGGUACGAGUAUGGAGAAACGAAUUUACUCGAGUAAUAUGUGAUCGUUUGAUAAACUCUGAAGACCAGAAUUUAAUGACGAAUCAUAUAAUUACCCAAUUACGCCAAGUUUUUCCUAAAAAGGAGCCUCCUCCUAAGGUACAAGUGGAUGAAGAUGAAGAUUUUGCUUUGGAAACCGAACCAGAAGGGGAGGAACAAGAAGCACCAGAGUUAGAGGAAAUUGAUAUAGUUGACUAUACGAUGAGGAACCCUCUUCUUUUUGGAGAUUAUCGAAAUGCUUCAAAUGAGGGAGAACCUCGACACUACGAGGAUCUUUUAGAUUAUGAGGCUAUUUACUUUUUGUUUCAAGAAAUUCUUGAAUUAUAUAACGAACAGAAGGAAAAAGUAAAUAUAGUAUUAUUUGAUGAUGCACUCGAGCAUUUAACGAGAAUCCACAGAGGUUUAAGGCUACAAAAGGGUCAUGUCAUGUUGGUAGGAGUUGGUGGAUCUGGGAAAAGAAGUUUAACAUUACUGUCAGCUUUUACCGCUGGUUGUGAGGUUUUUGAUAUAACUUUAUGUAGAGGUUACAAUGAAACAAUGUUUAAAGAGGAUUUGAAAAAACUAUACAACAGAUUAGGUGUUGAGAGAAAGAAAACUGUGUUCUUCUUUACCGCUAGCCAAAUUGUUGAGGAGGGAUUUCUGGAAUUCAUUAAUAAUAUAUUGAUGAUUGGAUAUGUUCCUUCUUUAUUUACUGAUGAUGAUAAAGAACAAAUAAUCGGUCAGUGCAGGACGGCUGCUAAGAAUGCAGGAUUUACCAUCACGAAAGAUGGUGUGUGGCAGUAUUUUCUGCAACAGUGUCAAGAUAAUUUACAUGUGGUAUUAUCGAUGUCCUCAUCUGGGGAUAUUCUCAGCAAACGCUGCAGAAGCUUUCCAGGUCUAGUUAAUAAUACUACUAUUGACUGGAUAUUUCCUUGGCCUUUGCAAGCAUUAGAGUCGGUGGCUUCUGUUUUCCUCAAAGACAAUCCAAAAAUACCAGAAAUAUAUAGAGGUAACAUUAUUAAACAUGUGGUAAGAGUACAUGAGUUGGUUAUUCAGUAUACAGUCGAUUAUUCCAUUAAACUGAGAAGAAAAAAUUAUAUAACACCAAAGCAUUACUUGGAUUUUAUAGCUACGUAUUUAAGGUUAUUGGAGGAAAAAGACAAUUACAUCAAUACGCAGUGUGAAAGAUUAAAGAGUGGUUUAACAAAAAUAGCUGAGGCUAGUGUUGACUUGGAUGUUUUAAAUAAAAAACUGGGUGACCAGAAAGUCAUUGUAUCUGAGGCUACAGAAGCCUGUGAGGCUAUGCUUAUAGAAAUUGAAGCAGGUACGAGGGUAGCUACAGAAAAAAAGGAUGUAGCCUCUCUAAAAAGUACGGAAAUUGAGGAACAAGCACGGAUUAUCAUGAUAGAACAAGCAGAUGCUGAAGAAGCUCUGUCCGCUGCUUUGCCAGCUUUGGAAACAGCUAGGAUAGCCCUAUCAGACUUGGACAAGUCUGAUAUUACGGAAAUUCGAUCGUUUGCCACCCCACCUGAACCCGUUCAAAUUGUCUGUGAAUGUUUAGUCAUUUUAAGAGGUUUGAAAGAGGUUUCAUGGAAAAGUGCCAAGGGAAUGAUGGCAGACCCAAAUUUUUUAAGGUCCUUGCAGGAAAUGAAUUGUGAUGCAAUAACCCAGACACAAGUUAGAGCCGUUAAAGCGCACAUGAGCAAGUCAAAGAAGCUAGAUGAAAUGGCUAGCAUCAGCAAAGCUGGCUUUGGUCUAUUAAAAUUUGUCCAAGCUGUACUAGGUUACUGUGCUGUGUUUAGAGAAGUGAAACCAAAAAAAGAUAGAGUGGAACAGUUGCAGAAUGAGUAUAAUUCAGCUAAACGCUUUCUUGAUAAGCUUUACAAUGAAAUUUCACAGUUAGAAGAAGAUUUGGAUAAACUGAAUCAAAAGUAUGAGGUUGCCAUGAAACGUAGGCAAGAACUGCAAGCAGAAACUGACAUCAUGAUGAGAAGACUAGAAGCAGCAGAUAAACUUAUAUCAGGUUUAAGUUCUGAACAGGCACGUUGGACAGAGGAUUUAAAGGAACUCUAUCGAGAAAAAGAACGGUUAGUGGGAAAUUGUUUGAUUUGUGCUGGAUUCCUAGCAUACUGUGGACCCUUCACCUUUGAAUACAGAAGAGAUUUAGUAUAUGUAGAAUGGCAGAAUGACAUCCUUAGUAGGAAUUUACCUCUUUCACAGCCUAUAAAGUUAGAAUCCAAUCUAACCACUGAUGUGGAAAUAAGUAUUUGGACUUCUGAAAACCUUCCACCGGAUGAAUUAUCAGUACAAAAUGGAAUAUUAACUAUAAGGGGCUCCAGAUUUCCCUUAUGCAUUGAUCCUCAGCAACAAGCGUUAAAUUGGAUUAAAAAGAAAGAGGAAAGAUGUAACUUAAAAGUGUUGAGUUUCAAUGAUUCUGACUUUUUAAAACACUUAGAUAUGUCCAUUAAAUAUGGAUCUCCAGUACUUUUCCGUGAUGUAGACGAUUAUAUCGACCCAGUUGCUGAAAAUGUUAUACAGAAAAACGUUAAAAGUGUCAGUGGGCGGGUAUUUGUAGUACUUGGUGAUAAAGAAGUUGACUGGGAUCCUAAUUUUAGAAUGUACAUGACCACAAAAAUUGCUAAUCCUACUUUUAAUCCUUCAGUAUAUGCCUCAGCAAUAGUGAUAAAUUAUACAGUGACACUAUCUGGACUAGAAGAUCAAUUAUUGAGUGUUGUUGUCAGGAAUGAGAGGCCUGACCUGGAAGAACAAAGAGAGUCCCUUAUAGCUGAAACUAGUGAAAAUAAAAAUUUACUGCAACAGCUUGAAGACUCUUUACUGAGAGAAUUGUCUACAACAACUGGUAAUAUGUUAGACAAUGUAGAACUGGUCCAGACAUUAGAAAACACGAAAAGUAAAGCUGCUGAAGUUAUGGACAAAUUAAAAUUAGCAGGUGAUACUGCAAGAGAUAUUGAUAGACUAAGAGAUGGUUAUCGGUCAGUAGCAAAACGAGGGGCCAUAUUAUUUUUCGUUUUAUCUGAUAUGGCCGGUGUAAAUGCUAUGUAUCAAUAUUCCUUAGCCUCUUAUUUGGAAGUAUUUGCAUUUUCCCUUAGAAAAGCCUUACCUCAUACCUUAUUGGCAAGACGUUUAAUGAAUAUUAUAAGCACUCUGACAAAAAAUGUAUACGAUUAUGGCUGCACUGGAAUUUUUGAAAAACACAAGCUGUUAUAUUCAUUCCAAAUGACUGCUAAACUGGAACUAAAUGAGAAACACAUUUCUCAAGCAGAACUGGAGUUUUUUAUUAAGGGCAGUAUCAGUUUGGAAAAAUCUACCCGUGAGUGUCCUGCAAGUUGGAUAUCAACCCAGGGUUGGGAAAAUAUAAUAAAAUUAUCGAGCGAUUUCCAAGAGUCUUUUGGUAAACUUCCGUUUGAAAUUGAGCACAACCUGGAGACAUGGAAAAAUUGGUAUGAUCUGGACACUCCAGAAUCGGUUGAACUUCCCGGGGAUUACAGUAAAAAAAUAACUCCAUUUCAAAUGUUAAUGCUGUUGAGAUGUUUCCGUAUAGAUCGAGUGUUUAGGGCGGUUGGCAAUUACAUUACAGAAGUUAUGGGAGAAGAAUUUAUAAUGCCACCCGUUAUAAGUCUUGAUAAUAUUUUUGAACAGAGUAGUCCUGUAACACCUGUAGUUUUUAUCCUCAGUCCUGGAUCUGAUCCUACAGCAGAAUUAAUGAAAUUAGGAGACAGGUGCGGUUUUGGAGGUGGAAAAUUUAAGUACCUCUCCUUGGGGCAAGGGCAAGAGCCAAUAGCUCUCAGCCUUUUAGACACAGCCGUAUCCAGGGGGCAAUGGCUAAUGUUUCAAAACUGCCAUCUUCUGUUAGCAUUUAUAAAAGGUUUAGAACAACAGCUGGAGAAAAUCGGCAAACCUCACCCGGACUUCCGACUGUGGCUUACUACAGACCCCGUUGGGACUUUUCCCAUAGGCAUUUUGCAGAGGUCUCUCAAGGUCGUCAUGGAACCUCCAAAUGGCUUAAAGUUGAAUUUACGGAACACUUAUUUCAAGAUGCCGGCACAAACUUUGGAAUCCUGUUCGCACCCAGUUUUUAAGAAAUUAAUAUAUGUUUUGGCAUUUUUCCAUGCUGUGGUUCAGGAGAGAAGAAGAUAUGACAAGAUUGGUUGGAAUAUUUGUUAUGAUUUUAACGAAUCUGACUUUAACGUUUGCGUGUUGAUCUUGAAUACGUAUCUCACAAAAGCCGUUAAGGCUAAAGACACUAGGCUACCUUGGAACAGCUUGAAAUAUUUGAUAGGAGAAGUAAUGUAUGGUGGAAGAGUGAUUGAUGAUUUUGACAGAAGGAUAGUUGGAACUUAUAUGAAUGAGUACAUGGGAGAUUUCUUAUUUGAUACUUUUCAGCCAUUCCACUUUUAUCAGGAUAGUUCCGUUGACUAUGUAAUACCAUCUGAUGGAACCAAAGAAGAAUAUAUAGCAUUUAUUGAUGAACUGCCAUUAGCAAAUAGUCCGGAGGUAUUUGGGUUACACCCUAACGCUGAAAUUGGUUACUACACCCAAGCCACUAAAGAAAUGUGGAACUUACUCAUUGAAUUACAACCACAAAGUUCGGCUUCGGGAGAAGGUAUAAGUAGAGAGGAAUUCAUUGCGUUGGUAGCUACUGACAUAUUGAAAAAGAUUCCAGAAACUUAUGAAAUUUGGAAGGUCCGAAGAUACUUCCAAAGAAUGAUGUCUCCGACAAUAAUCGUCCUCCUGCAAGAGCUGGAAAGGUUCAAUAAACUCAUAUCGACCAUGAGAAGGACUCUAAUUCAGUUGCAAAAGGCGCUGGCCGGCGAAAUUGGAAUGGAUAGCAUAUUGGAUAAUGUUGCUUACUCGUUGUUCAAUGGACAAUUGCCAAAUGUAUGGCGCAAGUUAGCUCCAGCCACCUGUAAGAAUUUGGGUGGGUGGAUGGAGCAUUUUGAAAUGAGACAGCAGCAAUAUUUUACAUGGUCCACAACAGGAGAGCCAACUGUCUUGUGGAUAUCUGGGCUUCACAUACCAGAGACUUACCUUGCUGCAUUGGUUCAAAUCGCAUGUCGUUUCCACAAUUGGCCACUGGACAGAUCUACGCUUUACACAUAUGUUACUGAGUACAUGGAUCCUGCAGAUGUAGCUAUGAAACCAACACAGGGAAACUGCUUGGUGCAUGGUUUGUAUUUAGAGGGGGCAGCUUGGGAUUUAGAAAACAAUUGCUUAAAGAGGUCUACACCAAAGGUUUUAAUAGAAAAAUUGCCAGUUCUUGGUGUAGUUCCCAUCGAAGCAUAUAGAUUAAAGUUACAAAAUACUUUAAGAACCCCUGUGUACACAACAUCUUUAAGGAGAAAUGCCAUGGGCGUGGGUUUGGUAUUUGAAGCAGACCUGAGAACCACCGAGCACAUAAGUCAUUGGGUGCUGCAAGGAGUUUGCUUAGUUUUAAAUACUGAUUAAGUCCACAAGAAUUUUUUAGUUUCAAUUUUUUAA
This is a messenger RNA of Anoplophora glabripennis (Asian longhorned beetle), 13884 nucleotides long. RefSeq names its product dynein heavy chain 10, axonemal (gene Dhc98D). The transcript is spliced from 17 exons. The coding region runs from base 13 to 13851 and encodes 4612 amino acids. Gene Ontology annotation, cellular component: dynein complex. Gene Ontology annotation, molecular function: ATP hydrolysis activity; dynein light intermediate chain binding; minus-end-directed microtubule motor activity. Lineage: Eukaryota; Metazoa; Arthropoda; Insecta; Coleoptera; Cerambycidae. The record is from RefSeq and is a predicted model, not a curated record. Gene Ontology annotation, biological process: microtubule-based movement.